GGUUUGGAUGUGGUUUGUCCCCGCAAAAAACUCAUGUUGAAAUUUGACCCCCGAUGUGGCAGUGUGCAACCUAGGCCAGUAAGUAGUGCUUCUGCUCAUCUCCUUAGCUGUGAUACGCAGCCGGCCCUCGCUCCAGCAGCUGGACCCCUACCUGCUGUCUGCUGCCCUCAGAGCCCAAAGCCGGGCUGUGACUGCUCAGGCCAGCCAGCUGGAGGGAGGGGCUCAGCAGCUCUGGCUUUGGCCCUGGGAGAGCAGGUGGAAGAUCAGGCAGGCCAUCGCUGUAGCAGAACCCAGUGGAUCGGCCUAGAUGGGAUCUCUGAGCUGAACAAGCGCUCUCCGGGUGGGAGGUGCAGAGAGGGGAGGGGCAGAGCCGCAGGCACUGCUAAGAGGGCUGAGGAAACGGUAGAAUGCAGCAGCUGGUGAUGUGUGGGUGACGACCCAGGAGCUCCUGAUGUCCACCGGCCCCAGUCUCCUGUCCCCCCACCAGGUGUGUGGUGAUGGCAGGCAUGCCCUUCCCCAGCAUCAGGUCUCCAGAGCUGCAGAAGAAGACGGCCUACUUGGAUCACACUCCCGUGAGUGUCUCCAGUGUUGCAGAGGGUGAGAGGAGAGCAGGCGCCCUGCUGCUUGCGGUGGCCGACGAAGCCUCCUGGUCUGGCUCCAAGGCCUGCCAGAGUCUUUUCCCGGGGAGAGCUACAAGCAGGAACCAGUCCACAUGGCCUUUGCCUCUGUUCCCAAGAAGGCAGGGCCAUCAGGCACCAAAGGGAUUCUGCCAGCAUAGUGCUCUGACCGCUGGAGACGGUGUUUGUCAUGGGCCUGGUCUGCAGGGAUCCUGCUACAAAGGUGAAACCCAGGAGAGUGUGGAGUCCAGAGCGUUGCCAGGCCCAGGCACAGACACUAGUGCCCACUGGAGAAAACAGGGGAAUCCCGAAGAAAUGGUGGGUCCUGGCCAUCCUUUAGGUCUUCCAGGGCAGCUCCCCUCUGUGGAAUCGAAUCUGUCUUCCAUCCUGCGUGGCCGAGGGCCAGGCUUCUCACUGGGCCUCUGCAAGAAGCUGCCAUUUCUGUCCUGCCCACCUUCUUAGAAGCGAGACGGAGCAGACCCAUCUGCUUCUGCCCUUUCUAUAAUAACUGAAGUGAGCUGCCCUGGACUAUUCACCCUCAGUCUCAAUUUAAAAAGAUCCCCAUGGCCACAGGGCCCCUGCCCGAGGGCUUGUCACCUCCCCCACGUUCUUCCUGAGUCACUCCUGCAGCCCUGCUCCCCACCGUGCCCCACAGCCCUGCCUGGAUUUGUAUCUCCCUGGCUUGGUGUCAGUUCCUCCAAGUCGAUGGCACCUCCCUCCCUCUCAACCACUCGGGCAAACUCCAAGACAUCUUCUACCCCAACACCAACAAUUGUGCCAAGGGCCACGAGGCUCAGCAUGACUAUUUUUAGAGACCCCGUGUCUGUCACUGAAACCUUUUUUGUGGGAGACUAUUCCUCCCACCUGCAACAGCUGCCCCUGCUGAUGCACUUCUCUCCUCCCUCUCACCCCAGAGAAACUGGUCAGCUGGGAUCUUCCGCCCCCACUGCCUAGGGACCAAUAGGGGCAGGAGGCAAGUCACUGCCCCGAGACGUUUGCAUCCUGCACAGCUAGAGGUCCUUUAUUAAAAGCACACUGUUGGUUUCUGCUCA
Molecule: messenger RNA, 1669 nt
Organism: Nomascus leucogenys (northern white-cheeked gibbon)
Lineage: Eukaryota; Metazoa; Chordata; Mammalia; Primates; Hylobatidae
Exons: 3
Coding region: 498-1079 (193 amino acids)
Source: RefSeq, a predicted model, not a curated record